AAUAUUGUGUACCGCUCUUGACAAAUGCUGUGCCAGAAAUUUGACAAGAAAGGAGCUGCGAUCCAAGUGGAAUGCUCGAUUGAUGAGAAACGGCGUGAAGGCUAUUCUAUAUGUGUUUAAACAAUAAGGCGGGAAAAAUCCCAAAGAGGCUCUUUUCUUUUUCUUUGGAUGCCAUGCUACCAUGGAUACAAAUGCCUGUGCACAACUAAUAAGGUCUUGUGAGUCCCUGGCACAGGCAAGAGCCAUCCAUGCUUAUAUUUCAAAGAGCCUGCAUGCUGCCAGUGACAACUACAGAUACCUCUCCAAUUUGUUGGUCCAAAUGUAUGGAAGGUGUGGAAGUGUCGAAAGCGCCAGAGGCGUCUUUAACGAGAUCGUCAACAAGAAUUCAUACUCCUGGGUGCUGAUGAUCUCCGCACUUGCCGCAAAUGGGCAUUUUGAAGAGACCAAAAGGUCUCUCAAUGCAAUGCCUCAGCAAAACCUUUUCGCAUGGAACACUAUUUUAGUCGCUUAUGCGCAAAACGAUCAUUUGGAAGAGGCUAAAGCUGUUUUUUUUGAGAUGCCCCUGCAGAAUCUUAUUUCAUGGACUGCCAUGCUCGAAGCAUAUGCCGGAUCUGGGCAUUUGCUGAACGCAAGAAACCUCUUUCACUCCAUGCCGGAAAGAGAUCUCGUUUCAUUGACUGUUAUUAUAAGUUUACUCGGUCAGAAAGGCCAUGCGGAAGAAGCAAAAUUUUUAUACGACGAGACCCCUUUGCAAGACUUCGUGUCAAGAACAGCUAUGCUUGGAGCAUAUGCCCAGAACGGGCAUCUGGAAGCAACAAAGAGAAUGUUUGACACAGCUCCGGAGUGGAACUUGGUCUCUUGGAAUGCACUGCUCACGGCAUAUAUCCACAAGAAGAGACUCGAGGAUGCAAAGUGUUUCUUCGAUAGCAGCCCGGAGAAGAACAUGGUAACUUGGACAGCCAUGCUGGUGGCUUACUCGGAGAACGACCACCUGGAGCUCGCCAAGAACAUCUUCGACGGGAUGCCCGAGAGGAGCACCGUGUCUUGGACAGCGAUGGUGUCCGCCUAUGCCCAGGCUUGGUAUAUGGACGACGCAAAGUUCCUGUUUGUGGAGAUGCCGGAGCACAACUCCGUGUCCUGGAACGUGCUGCUCACGUCGUUUGCUCGCAACGGGCUGCUAGGAGAGUGCCGGAGAGUCUUCGAUUCGUCUCCACAGCACUGGCAGGACACGGCGCUGUGGAACGCGAUGAUGACGACGUAUGCCCAAAACGGGCACUCGGAGGAGUGCAUGGAGCUCUUCAAGGUCAUGGAAGUUGAGGGCGUGAUGCCCAACGAGACCUCUUUCACUUGCGCGCUGCUUGGCUGCAGCCAUCUUGGAGAUUUAGAAGCUGGCCUGGAGUUUUUUGUGUCCAUGACUGGUGACCAUGAUCUAAGACCGAACAAGCACCACUUUAGCUGUAUGAUCGACAUACUCGCCCGAUCUGGGCAUCUGGAAAACGCUCGAGAGCUUGCCUGGAGUAUGCCGUUUGUCCCUGAGGCUAUGGACUGGAACUGCUUGCUUCUGGCCUCGAAGAGUCACAGUGGAACGAGUAAAGCAGCUAGAUACGCUCUCGAGGCGCUCGACUCCAUACGUGAUGCUAUCCACAACAAUGCGAAUGAGAAGAUGAAGGAGAAGCUGCACAAACCAACGUUUUGA
Molecule: messenger RNA, 1696 nt
Organism: Selaginella moellendorffii
Lineage: Eukaryota; Viridiplantae; Streptophyta; Lycopodiopsida; Selaginellales; Selaginellaceae
Product: pentatricopeptide repeat-containing protein At4g02750-like
Exons: 2
Coding region: 182-1696 (504 amino acids)
Biological process (GO): RNA modification
Molecular function (GO): protein binding; RNA binding
Source: RefSeq, a predicted model, not a curated record